AUGGUUAGUGGCUGGCGGAGUGGUGGUUGCCUAAUCGUUGGAAGGGAAGAUGCGCAAGUGAACCAUGAAAGAGAAAAUGGAAAACAUCAAAAGGUUCGAACUUUGAAACAGAUAAAUGCCUCGAUGGGAGGCAUUGGGAGUGGGACCGUGGUUUGUGGGAGGAAAGUAAAUGGGGUUCGUGAGCUUACAGUACUUGGCGAGUUCAAGCCAUUUGGUUUGAUUGCCGAAGCUCUGGACGGUAAACCUCCAGACGAUGUCCCUGAUAAGUACGAUUAUUUCCUCUUCGACCCCGAAGUCGCCCGAGACCGCAACGAGAUCGAUGAACCCGAUACAUCCGGCUCCGAGCUUAGCGAUCGCAGCGACCACGAGCUCUUCAUUAGAGGAAACAAGAUUAUAUGGUCCACUGGUGCAAGAGUUUUCAAGAGAUUCACCUUGCCCUCCCCAGUUAUCAUGGCAUGCUGGUGUCGUCUGGGUGAUCUUUCUGAAGCUCUGCUUUGUAUAUUGCAUGUUGAUUCUUUAACAAUAUAUAACAUAUCAGUGUGGCAAAACAAUCAACAUGCAAUCACUCCAGUUGUUUCAAUUACAAAAACAAUGCAGCAUAUUGUGAAGAGAAGGAAAGUAGCAUCUUCAGCCACUGAAGGCAAUAAUUCACUGAUGCAAAAUCCCUUCUCAUCCUCAAGCCCUUUAUUUGGUGCACGUGAUAUGUCCCAUGCUAGACGAGAGAUUGUGCAUAGCCCACAUCACAACUUUGGGGUUUUGGGGACAUUUGAUCAAAUGAUCAAAGGAGACUCGGUUAUAAUGUCCUCACAUCUUAUUUUGAAGGACCUGUUGGAAGAGCCGCAUGCACUUCUUAUUUUUGGAUUCUCCCAUGAUAAUAGACUAUAUUGCUUUGAUCUUUCACAGUUGAUGUAUGUUGAAGAAAGAGGAAAGUUGACCAUAAUGAAGGAUUUUGAUGAAAGAACAAUUUGGACUAGCAACCGAAUUCCUCUAAUGGCAUCAUAUAAUAAAGGGAAGAUGCAGCAUUCACUGUGGGUUGCUGAAAUCAUAAAUUCUAACUUUGAAUCAGAAAAUGCUAGUUUAAGCGGUGUAGUUCUUGAUGGUGUAUUAGAUAAACAGUUCUCCUUUCGUAGAAUAUGGCAGGGGAAGGGGGCCCAGACAGCUGCUAGUAAGGUUUUUCUAGCGACUGACGAUGAUGCAGCUCCUGUUAUUUGUUUUCUUCUUCAAGAACAGAAGAAGUUGCUGUCUGUAAGGCUUCAAAGUCUUGAAAUUAAUAAUGAGAUUCUCUUUGAUAUUGAACCUGAUAGGAGUUGGAGUGUUGCUGCAAUUGCAGCUGCACCUGUGAGUGUUACACGCCUGAGAGUGAAAGUAGGACUUCUGCCUUAUACAGACAUUGUUGUUUUGGCUCCUGACAACACACUUCUUCUUUUUAUGUUUCGAUGCACAUUACGAAGAAGCCCUUCAUCUUCAUUAGUUAAUGAUUGCAUAACAGCAAUGGCUGAGGGCCUCAGUUCUGACUUCUAUAACCAUUUCCUUGUUCUUCUCUGGGGAGGUAGUAACUCUGACUAUUUGUCUAGGGCUGAUUCUAGUGUUGAUUCGGAAUGGGACUCAUUUUGUAAUAUCAUACUUCAAAUGUGUGGCAAGCCUAGUGCCAUUUCUCAGAAGCAUUUGAAUUUAGAGCAGCAUUCGUCCUGGGAGUUUCUUGUUAACAGCAAAUUUCACAAGAACUACCGAAAACUUAAUUUUAUUUCUAGGGCUUCUUCACAAGAACUGUCAUUUGACGUGGAAAAUUUGGAUUCCUUUGGAUCAAUUAUGGAAGGUAAUAGAAGUUCAGAAAAGUCAUUUUACUUUGAGCUGUUACUGGAGAGCUUGGAUUGUCUACAUACGUUAUAUGAAAGUCUGAAACUGGAUAAACUUCGCAAACGGGACUUGGAGCUCCUGGCAGUUCUUCUAUGCAAUAUUGCCAAGUUUCUUGGCGAGGGAAAUUAUUUGGAUUAUUAUAUUCGUGAUUUUCCUGAUGGAAACUCUGUUGUGAGCUGGGCAAGAAAGAUAGUUUCCUUCUACACUUUAUUAUGUGGUGGUAAACGAACAGGCAAGAAGCUAUCAUCUGGUGUUUACUGUAAUAUUGCUGUGGGAUCAUGUUGCACUAGUGAGGAGCUCACGGUUUUGGCAAUGGUUGGGGAAAGAUUUGGACUGCAGCAGCUUGACUUACUGCCUUCUGGCGUAUCCCUUCCUCUGCGACAUGCCCUAGACAAGUGCCGAGAAUCCCCUCCAACCGACUGGUCUGCAGCUGCAUAUGUUCUUCUUGGUAGAGAAGAUCUGGCGUUGUCUCGUUCAGCUCGGCCCUGCAAAUCUGGGGAUCUUGAAACCCAACCUAAUGUGAAUUUGAUCUCCAUGUCUACCCCUUACAUGCUACAUUUGCAUCCAGUGACAAUUCCUUCUACAGUUUCUGAUGCAACUGGGCUGGAAAGUGCCAAGUUUGAAGAUUCAGAUUCUGCCGAUGGGUCUAUGAUGGAUGGUAUGGAACAUAUCUUCAACUCCAGCACUCAAUUGCAGUAUGGUCGAGAUCUGCGAUUGAAUGAGGUUAGACGCCUCUUGUGCUCCACUAGACCUGUGGCUAUCCAAACAUCUGUUAACCCUAGCGCCUCUGACCAGGAUAUACAGCAGGCUCAACUGUGGCACCUGGCACAAAGGACCACUGCUCUUCCUCUUGGCCGUGGGGCAUUUACCCUUGCAACCAUAUCUACUCUCUUAACAGAGGCUUUCACAGUCCCAAAGCUUGUUUUACAAGGUCGCUUGCCAGCUCAACAAAAUGCAACUGUUAAUCUAGACCCAAAUAUGAGGAAUAUACAAGAACUUAAAUCUUGGUCUGAGUUUCACAAUGCUGUUGCUGCUGGACUCAGGCUGGCUCCCCUUCAGGGAAAGGUGUCAAGGACAUGGAUAAUAUAUAACAAACCUGAGGAACCAAAUGCUAUUCAUGCUGGACUUCUCCUUGCAUUAGGAUUGCAUGGAUACCUGCGUGUUUUAGUGAUUAGCGACAUAUACACUUAUUUCACUCAGGAGCAUGAAAGUACGACGGUAGGAUUAAUGCUUGGCCUGGCAGCUUCUUACAGGAAAACAAUGCAUCCAGCAAUAUCAAAGUCUCUGUAUUUUCACAUACCUUCUCGGCAUUCUUCUUCAUUUCCAGAUUUGGAGUUACCAACCCUUGUGCAGUCAGCAGCACUAGUUUCAGCUGGGCUUCUCUAUGAAGGAUCAGUUCACCCGCCAACAAUGCAAAUUCUUUUGGGAGAAAUAGGCCGUCGAAGUGGAGGCGACAAUGUACUUGAAAGAGAGGGAUAUGCUGUUUCUGCUGGAUUUUCUUUGGGUCUUGUUGCUUUGGGGCGUGGUGAAGAUGCACUUGGUUUCUUGAACAGCUUGGUCGAUCGAUUGUUGCAAUACAUUGGCGGCAAGGAGAUGCAUAAUGAAAGACCCCUUUUCUUGACAACAUCAAUGGAGGAACAAAACCAUGGUGCUGGGCAGGUCAUCUCCACCGCCUCUGACACAAAAAUUAUGAUGGAUGGAACUGCAGUGAAUGUUGAUGUUACUGCACCCGGAGCUAUCAUUGCUCUUGCAUUGAUGUUUUUGAAGACUGAGUCAGAGGCAGUUGUAUCAAGGCUUUCUAUUCCGCAGACCCAUUUUGAUUUGCAAUAUGUGAGACCUGACUUCAUAAUGCUUCGUGUCAUAGCUCGGAAUCUGAUAAUGUGGAGCAGGUAG
Molecule: messenger RNA, 3750 nt
Organism: Dovyalis caffra
Lineage: Eukaryota; Viridiplantae; Streptophyta; Magnoliopsida; Malpighiales; Salicaceae
Source: the annotation of a GenBank genome assembly